Molecule: messenger RNA, 117 nt
Organism: Dibothriocephalus latus
Lineage: Eukaryota; Metazoa; Platyhelminthes; Cestoda; Diphyllobothriidea; Diphyllobothriidae
Source: the annotation of a GenBank genome assembly
UUGUGGCAGCGAAAUAUCCGUUCCAAACGUUUUUGCGCAUAUCUAACGCUAACCGAUGAUGAUGAUGAUGAUGAUGAGGAGGAGGAGGAGGAGGAGGAAGAGGAGGAUGGUGGUUAG